AUGUCGUUCUUCGGGAAGAGAUCUAGGGGCGGUGCGAAGGGGAGACACCCGCAGCAGCAGCAAGGGGGCGGAGCAGGAGCAGGAGCAGGAGGGGAGCCGCUCGAUUUUGAAGAGACGUACCGUGGGUAUGGCGAUUACGGACAGGAGGACGGGGAUUACCUCAAUGACGAGACGUUUGGGGACAAUGCGGAGUUGGGGAACGAUUUUGAUUUUGGGCACGGUGUGCAGCAGCAGGAGGCUGUUCCACAGCCUCCGCAGCAGCAGCCACACGUUUCGUACGUCCAGGCUGCGCAAUCUGGGAUCCACACGGCGCAAAUGGACACCUCUGCUGACUUGAAACCUAUGGCGUCGUUGUGGUCCACUGGGCCGCCAGCGGUGCAACAGCCUCAUAUCUUGUCCAUGGAGGAGAUUGAGAGACAGCAACGGCAGAUGCAACAACAGGGGUUCAUGCAGGCGCCUCCACCGCCACCACCGAUUCACCCAAUGACACCACAGGGGUACCCUGUGCCACCUAGUGAUGCGCCUUACCAGGGGUUCAUGCAGGGACCACCACCACCACCACCAGCAACUGCACCAAAUGCACCAACUGCACCAAAUAUGCAACAGUUCGCACCAAAUGUGCAGUACGGUAUGCCAGGACAGCAAGGUGCGUACCCUCCCGCGUUCAACCAGGGUGCCUUCCCAGGGAUGUACCAGGCUUCGUCACCGGCUCCAGUUCAGCCACAGGGCGCACCAGACAGGGGGGAACUCCAGAGCGAGUUGCAACCACAGCCGCAAUCGCAAUCGCAAUCGCAGUCCCCACAGCCGGAAAGAGAGCAGCGUUUGGCUUCUGGUCAGCCCGCUCAAUUGAGAACAAGGCUCCAGCAGCAGCAGCAGCAGCAGCGGAGAGAACCAUUGUCGCCAGAGGAACAACAGCGGCUGCAGGUGCGCCACGCGAAGGUCGAGAAGAUCCUGAAACACGCAGGACUGAUGACCCCUAGGGACAAGGACUUCAUCACGAGGUACCAGUUGUCGCAGAUCGUCACGGAGGACCCCUACGACGAGGACUUUUACUUCCAAGUGUACAAGAUCAUCCAGCGCGGUGGUGUCGUUGGCGAAUCCAACAAGGGACUCAUCGCGCGCGCGUACUUGGAACACUCUGGGCAUAGACUCGGCGGGAGGUACAAGAGAGCCGAUAUCGCACUGCAGAGAAUGCAGAACCAAGUAGAGAAGGCAGUCACCGUUGCGAAAGAGAGACCGCAGAAGAACAAGAACAAGCUAGAGGAGGAGGCCAGUGGUGCAGGUGGGCGCGAGGGUGUUCUAGGGAAAGUCUCCACCGCCAUGAACAGUAAGACCCCAAGAAGACAGUUGCAGAUCCCGCUGGCAAACCUGAGAUCGAACAGCGAGAUCGAGGCCUCGGAAUUGGAGGCGUCGGCGAAGGUGCCCACUCCGGGGGCACUCGAGGAGGUCACGCAGUCCCUCGACAACGUCGAGAUCAGCCAGAAGUCCAGGGUUAGGAGAAGGUCCUCUUAUGCGUUCUCCUCCGUGGACCACAACUCGGUGCUAGGUAGAUCAGGCGGUAGAAAAUUCGUGCUCUCGCUGAUCGAAACCGUGUACGAGGAGGUCCUCGAAUUGGAGGCCAAUCUGAGAAGUGGUAAGGAGACGAACAACCAGAAACUGUGGGACGCACUGCACGUUAACGAUGAUGUCUACGAGGUAUGCCCCUUCGUCUCCAUGCUCACUUUCGACAAGGGCGUCAAGAUUAUGCCCCGGAUCUUCAAUUUCCUGGACAAGCAACAGAAACUGAAAUCGUUGCAGAUGUUCUUCUCAGAGUUGUCCCACUUGAACAUCAUCAUCAUCAGCUCGUACAAGACGAACCCAACGCCCUCAGACGCGCAAUUGAAGAAAAUCGAUUUGUUCCAAACCGUGUUUUUGAAGAUCAUUGUUUCAUUCCUGUCCAGUAGCUCAAACUUUAUCGAAAUCAUGGGGCUUUUGCUUCACCUGAUCAAGAACAACAACGUUUCGUUCAUCUCCACCUCUAAGAUUGGACUGAACUUAAUCACCGUGCUCAUCUCGCGUGCAGCUUUGAUCAGACAGGACACAAACAGGAGCAACGUCCUUUCAUCGCCAGAGAUCUCCACGUGGAACGAAAUCUACGACAAACUGUUCACUGCCAUGGAGAGCAAGAUCGUCGCAGUGUUCCCACCAGCGGAGUACACGGACAGAGUGGUCCACGCCGCGGGGUCCACCGCACCAACGAAAUACUACGACCAAGCGUACAUAUGGCAGUUUCUGGCGUCGCUUGCCCUCAGUGGGAAGCUGAACCACCAGCGGAUCAUCAUCGAUGAAGUAAGGGACGAGAUUUUCGGGACCAUCAAUGCGGCAGAGGAGAUGAGGGAGCAGGCCAAGAACACGCAGGGCGCACCAGCGGAUGACCUCCUGUACAGGCGCGACAAACUCUACCAAGACCUGAACCUGUUCUUGAACGUCAUGGGACUGAUAGCAAGAGACGGCGAGAUCGCAGAACUGAAAUGA
This is a messenger RNA of Huiozyma naganishii CBS 8797, 2514 nucleotides long. RefSeq names its product deadenylation-dependent mRNA-decapping factor PAT1 (gene PAT1). Gene Ontology annotation, cellular component: P-body. Gene Ontology annotation, molecular function: RNA binding. Gene Ontology annotation, biological process: deadenylation-dependent decapping of nuclear-transcribed mRNA; P-body assembly. Lineage: Eukaryota; Fungi; Ascomycota; Saccharomycetes; Saccharomycetales; Saccharomycetaceae. The record is from RefSeq and is a predicted model, not a curated record. The transcript has a single exon. Bases 1 to 2514 code for a protein of 837 amino acids.